Molecule: messenger RNA, 524 nt
Organism: Haliotis rufescens (red abalone)
Lineage: Eukaryota; Metazoa; Mollusca; Gastropoda; Lepetellida; Haliotidae
Product: transcription factor Maf-like
Exons: 3
Coding region: 32-397 (121 amino acids)
Source: RefSeq, a predicted model, not a curated record
UCGAGCUCACAUCUCCACCAAACCAAUCACAAUGGCUAGCGUAACAAGUCUAUUACUUCUUCUUGCAAUGCUGGUGGCUGUCUCCCUGGCCCAUCAUCACCAUGGUCACCAUCAUCAUCGUCACCAUCACCACCACCACCAUCAUCACCACCACCACACGAAGAAUAUCCAUCAUUACGACGAGUACUCAUCAGGCUCAUCGGGUUCCUCAGGCUCAUCCGAGUCCUCAGGAUGCGGUUGUGGAGGAAGUUCCGGGUCUUCUGAAUCCUCGGACGAAGACUACCCCAUCCCAAUCCCAAUCCCAAUCUCCAGCGGUGGCGGCAGCAGCAGCGGUAGCAGCGGUUCCUCCGACGCCGCCCUUCUCCAGGCUCUCAUCAACGCCGGAAAGAAGAAGUAGACACAAUACUUGGCUCUCCGCAGUUUCUUCGACAGCUGGUUCUGUUGACUUCUACUUACCCGUUUUAUUUUAUUUGUUAUGUGUUUCUCUUAAGACACAAUUAUGUAAAAUAAAAAAAUGAAUUAUG